Molecule: messenger RNA, 1848 nt
Organism: Bursaphelenchus okinawaensis
Lineage: Eukaryota; Metazoa; Nematoda; Chromadorea; Rhabditida; Aphelenchoididae
Source: the annotation of a GenBank genome assembly
AUGUCGGAAAACACAGGUAUCUUGUCGAGGCUGGUAUAACAUCUUUUCAGAGCUAGCCCUCAUCUUUCUGCUGGUCGGACUGGGACUGGUGCUGGUGGUGCUGGUAACCGUCGGCAUCAUCUUCUACUCCUGGCAACGGCAACGCAAGCGGGUCCACAGCAGCGAGGUACCUUUCGUUAAGCUGUGUAUAUGGUUACUGUAAUUUAUAUUAAAAUUAUUUAUUGUAGCAGAUUACUGUAGGUGUAAACAUACCAUUUUAAACAUGCCACCUACAGAUGCAAGCUUUUUAGUCAUCAACUCCACGGAAGUUUGAUAUAGAAUCAGUUCACAACGACAAGACAUACGACAACCCCAGCUACUACCUACCCUCCCCCAUCCCAUUACCUGAUAAGGUAGCUCCGGAUACCCCCAAACUGCCGAGUAACACAGCCGGAGCGUUGUGUAGUAUUGUUGUGGUACAAGAGGAAGAGCCGGCUGUCACACCCGCCAAACCGCCCUCCCCACCGCCCGCUGAGUCUCUGUCCAUAAAGUAAGGUUGAUGGAAGAUGACAUAUAUAAAUGUAUCUUGCAGAGUAGACGACAAACCCAAACAACACCCGCGACCCCACCUCAAGAACCUCAACAUGAACAAGAAGAUGGAGAAGGUGCAGGAGAACGAGAACGAGCGACUGUACGAAGAGUACGAGGUAAGAUAUAAACCAUGAUUUAGUAAUGCCAUCUUUAGAAAUUGUCCAAAGUAUCUACCAACUACAGUAUGGAUGUAGCUCAGUCUAGAAGCCAAAUGCGCAAAAACAGAUUCUUUGAUGCUCUACCAUGUAGGUUAAUGUCUUUUUAUCGAUAUCGGAUAUUACCUUAAUUAUACACGUCAUAAUUAAAUCACAAUAUGUUAUGAGUUACUAUAUAAAAUUUACAGAUGACUACAACCGUGUAUUCCUAAAAGGUAACGAAGACUACAUAAACGCAUCGUAUAUAAAAGAUGCCAAUGGUACCGUCAAGUUUAUCGCGGCCCAAGGGCCAAUCGGAGAGACCGAAACAAUCGGAGGCCGCAGAGACGCUACAGUAUCUGACUUCUGGAGACUGGUUUGGGAGCAGAAGGUGGACUGUAUUGUUUGUUUAACACAAUGUGUCGAGAACCUCAGAGUAAGUCAUCAUUACCUCAACUACAAUAUAUAUUCAGCCGAAAUGUGCCAUGUAUUGGCCAGAAUAUGCGGGAGAAGAUGUCGAGAUAAGCGAUGACAUGAGUAUGAACUUGUACUGCUACACUGAAGACGAGAUCUGCUUCCAGAGAGAGAUAUGGCUCGAGAAGAAGGGACAUGGCACCAGAAAGGUACUUUGUAAUAUCAAACUCUAGUAAUGUUUUAUAGUAAUUUGUUUUGAAGAUAUAUCGCUUUAUAGACAGCUAUAUUGAUGCCAUUUUAGGUAAUGCAAUGGCAAUUCAAGGAAUGGAGCGACGCUACCGUACCCGCUGAAGCCGAAAGUCUUCUGACAUUCAUAGAAACUGUCAGAGCGUCAAACCGCAAAUUCCCUGUUCUAGUCCAUUGCAGGUAAUGUUAACAUAUUUUUGUGAAACUUAAAAUACUUAUAACAUAUUACCCUAACAUAUUCACUUACACUUUAUAACCGGGUCACAAUUGCAAUUUUAGUGCUGGAGUCGGCCGAACCGGUGUCUACCUUGGCCUAGAGAUGCUACUGGACUGUUUGGCCGAUGAAACUGUGAUCGAUGUAGCCAAGACGGUGACAGAGCUACGGAAACAGAGAAGUAACAUGGUGCAGAACGGAGAACAAUACAUCGCCAUGUACGAAGUGAUAGCUCUGGCCAUCAGGAAGAAGUCGAGAGCUAGUGGAUAA